Molecule: messenger RNA, 2481 nt
Organism: Asterias rubens (European starfish)
Lineage: Eukaryota; Metazoa; Echinodermata; Asteroidea; Forcipulatida; Asteriidae
Product: ras-related protein Rab-34-like
Exons: 8
Coding region: 30-827 (265 amino acids)
Molecular function (GO): GTP binding; GTPase activity
Source: RefSeq, a predicted model, not a curated record
CUUACUGACUGAUUGUUGAAUUUGAUACCAUGACUGCUGUCAACAGGGCCCGGAAAGACAGAACUAUCAGAAAAUUCACACCUUCAUUGCAUGAGUCUCCUUACACAGAGAGUGAUUUUGGCAGUGGUGUAAGACAAGCAUGCCUCUCUAACAAAACAGGAACAGUGGGAUUAAAAGUCUCCAAGACAAUAGUAGUAGGUGAUGUUUCAGUCGGGAAGACCAGCCUUGUACAUCGUUUCUGCCAUGAGUGUUUCGAUAGGGACUACAAGGCCACCAUAGGAGUAGACUUCGAAGUGGAACGGUUCGAUAUACUCAGUGUGCCUUUCAACUUGCAGAUAUGGGACACAGCAGGUCAGGAACGGUUCCGCUGUAUUGCAUCUGCCUACUACAGAGGAGCAAACGUUGUUGUGAUAGUAUUUGAUCUGAUGGAUCCCUACUCCUUGGAGAGUGUAGACAGGUGGCAUGAGGAAGCAUUAAGAGAGAACAACGGUAAUGGAGUACACCUCUUCCUAGUCGGUACAAAGAAAGACCUUUGUACUGGGCAGCAGUUCUUUGAAGCCGAUGAACGUGCCUUCAAAAUAGCGAAAAAAAUUAAAGCAGAGUAUUGGACUGUUUCCUCCCUUACAGGUGAGAAUGUGGAUGAAUUCUUCUUCCGGUUAGCUUGUAUCACAUUCAAUGCAGCUGUCAUUAGAGAAGUAGAAGAUAUGCAAGUCAAGUCUCAAGCCAAGAAAAUCACUGUUUCUUCAGGCAGUAAUCUCAUCAAACUGAAUAAACCUGGUGACUUGGAUGCAUCCCUGCAAGAAAAGUCAAGAUGUGGCUGUCGAUGAUGUCAUAAUUAGCAUAAUUUUUGUGAGUAUUCAUUUUUGUUUUGCAUCUCAUACAUAUUUAUGAGCUGCUACUGUUUGAUUGGUCAAAUACCACCAUAUCGUUGAGUCAGUGCAGGAAGGUUGUAUGUCAUAUUUUCAGUAAAAUUUAUGUAGCCUUUGAGAAAGACUCUGCUAGGGUCGAAACGUCAGGCCAUUAACUAUUUUUUGCAAAUUUAUUUAGAAUAUAAUUAAAGGUGCUUUAUUUUUCUUUGAAUAAACUGUAAAAGUUACAAGUUUGUCAAACAAAAAAUGGUAUCAUUGUUCGUUAAUGUGUUCUUGGCAACAAAGUUGUAUCUCACACAUACCACCUAAUUUGAAACGUCACCAAACCUUAAUAAGUGAUUUAUGCAAAACAACCGAAACUGGAGUCACAGCCUUGUUGCAUUGACGAAACGAUAUACUAGUUAUUAUUACAUUUGACCUAAGAUAAUAUAUGUAUCUGUUUCUGUAUCAAUAGCGAGGCUUACUUUACCAAAUCCAGGAAAAAAAACUAAAAUGUAUCUGUUUAGUAGUUUCUUUAUUCUCUUUUUGCUAUUUUGAUUCCUAGUGUUAUCCUAUUCAUAUGUCUUUCAUUAAUUAUUGACAUUUUUUAUCGUAUUCCAUGUUUGCUUUAUGCCAAAGGUACCACAUCUUUCUCUGUAGUAUUUAGUUAGUUUUGUGUUGUGUGUUUGUUACGAUGAGUUCCAUUUAUAUUAUAUCAGUGCAUUAUAGCCAGGGCCCGACUUCAAAAAGCUGUUUAGCAGAAAAUACUGCUUAACAAAUUUCUUUGCUAAGCAAACAAUAAGUGGGGAACCAGUCUCAACAAUGUAAACCUAAUGAAAUAUUGGCUGGUAAACUGUUUUUGCUAAGCAAGGUUUCCGUGCUUAGUAGAUGUAUGUGCUUACAGGCUUUAUGAUAUAGGGCCACGAAGAAAUUAUUCUCUGUUUAACAGUCAGAUUUCUUAACCACUUGCCGCUAGGAUAAUGGGGGCAAAUGACACUCUUGGCUGUGCCUAGAGGGGCUAUUUGCCCCCUUGGGUGUCAAAGCAACAUGAACCUAACCUCGUUCCCCAGGUUGAUCUUGCCAUACUUUUUUUCAAGCAUGCCUUGCUCGCUCACUGGAAUAAGUUCAUUAAAAUGUAUCAGAAUCUGGCACAUUUUAACUAGGCCUGUGGUCAAUGCACUCUACGUGUCGUUAUGUACUGGUAACCCAUAAAAGAGGCAUCUAGCCAAAGCGCAACUGCCAACUGGUCCCCUCUCUUUCUCAUGAUGUUUCUAACUGUAUUCAGUUAGCGUGUACGUAAAGUAGUUAUUUUGGCGAGUCAUUCAGCUUUGUUUUUCAGUAAGUUACUACGAGGGGCUAGCUAGUGACAAGAGGUAUGGAUACGAUGCACUGCUCAUGGUAGCGAAGCUGCCAUGGACUCCAUUGCAGCGUGCAUUAUGGACUCCAUUGCAGCGUGCAUUAUGGACUCCAUUGCAGCGUGCAUUAUGGACUCCAUUGCAGCGUGCAUUAUGGACUCCAUUGCAGCGUGCAUUAUGGACUCCAUUGCAGCGUGCAUUAACUAUAAAAGUUAAUGACCAGGGCCCAAUUUGAAAGAGCUGCUAAGCACAAACAUUUGCUUAGCUUAAUUUCUUUC